CCAACAGCAAACUGACUUCGCCACUGUAAACUGAAGGAGAGAUUGUCCAGGACCACAACAAGCCUCAGCAUACACAGUGGUUAACGAGUACUCCAUUAAUGACCGAAAUAGAGGAAAUUAUGGACGUCUCUGAUAGCCAUGACAGUGCGCCAUCAGCAAAGAAGAAUGGACGAACCUCGUUGCUGGACAGCGGGGAGGACUUUGAGGUUUUAGACGAAGACAUUGACGACGAACCCCCACCUCUGGAAGAUGCCGGAGGUGGGAAGGGGAAAAACACAGAUGAGGCUAAAAAGAAAACCGAAGAUACAGAACCAAACCCUCAAGGACCAGUGGAAGAAUGGCUGGAUGUAUUGGGUAAUGACCAGCUGAAGAAAAAAGUCCUGGAGGCAGGAGAAGGGCCAGACAGUCGGCCACAGAAAGGACAGAAUGUAAAGAUUAAUCUUAAGACAUACCUGAUGGAUGGGACACUUGCAGAGGACCAGUCUGACCUUUGUUUCACACUUGGCGAUGGAGACGUCAUCCAGGCUUUAGAUCUCACAGUGCAGCUCAUGGAAAUGGGAGAGAAGGCCCUCAUUCAGACUGAUGGCAAAUACGCAUACGGUGCACGGGGGAGUUUUGAACCUGAAGUUCCCCCCAAUGCUGAGCUGUCCCUUGAAGUGGAACUGUUGGAAGCUACUGAUGCCCCAGACCUGGAGCUGCUUCCUCCUCCAGAAAAGAUUGCCCUGGCCAUCCAUAAGAGAGAGAGAGGCAAUGUUCAUUAUCAGCGUGGGGACUACGCUUUUGCAGUUAACUCAUAUGGCAUUGCCCUGCAGAUAACAGAGUCUAGUUCUAAAGUUGAUAUUAGUCCCGAGGAGGAGAAUGAGCUCACGGAUGUAAAGGUGAAGUGUUUAAACAACAUGGCUGCUUCUCAGCUGAAACUGGACCACUAUGAUGCAGCACUUAAAUCUUGUGUCUUGGCACUGGCACACCAGCCAGACAACAUAAAAGCACUUUUCCGCAUGGGCAAGGUGCUUGCCCUGCAAGGUGAAUACACAGAAGCCAUUCAGACUUUGAGGAAGGCACUGAAGUUGGAACCGAGCAACAAGACUAUCCACACAGAGCUCUCCAAGCUGGUGAAGAAGCACUCUGAGCAGAGAGGAGCAGAGCAGGCCAUGUACAAGAAGAUGCUGGGUAACCCCGCUAGUAGCAGCAGCACACAGAAACACCGGGCCAAGUCUUCAUGGGGUCUCAGCUGGAAGUGGCUAUUCGGCGCCACUGCAGUAGCCAUUGGUGGCGUAGCAUUAUCUGUUGUCAUAGCUGCUAGAAAUUGAACCAAGCCUGUAGUGAUGGCCUGACCAAGCCACUGCGAUGUGAGUGCCUCAGCACAGAAGCACAUCUGGCAGUGCCUCCUGAUCUUUGGUCAAAGGGGUUGGAAAUGUCAGUCGGUCAGCUGCCUCAUCACUGUCACUCUCCUUUCUCUGCUAUGUUUGAGAACUAUAUGUGACAAAUAAUAAGACAUCAAUAUUUGCAUAUGGGAAUUGCAUUUCCAACCUUUUAAAUGUGUAGGAUUAUGCAUAUCUGUCACAUUGCCAGACACUGUUUUCUUUUGCUGCCAUUGUUUUUGUCUGUGCUAGUUAAUGUUGGAGAUUGAUUAUUUAAGCAUACAAAAUAAUAAUAAAUUACCACAGAUUCAGAUAGGAGCUAUUUAAAAAUAUUUUCCCAUUAGAAAAGCUAUU
This is a messenger RNA of Chelmon rostratus (copperband butterflyfish), 1715 nucleotides long. RefSeq names its product FKBP prolyl isomerase 8 (gene fkbp8). Bases 99 to 1310 code for a protein of 403 amino acids. The transcript has 9 exons. Lineage: Eukaryota; Metazoa; Chordata; Actinopteri; Chaetodontiformes; Chaetodontidae. Gene Ontology annotation, molecular function: peptidyl-prolyl cis-trans isomerase activity; protein binding. The record is from RefSeq and is a predicted model, not a curated record.